Messenger RNA from Seminavis robusta, 1014 nucleotides. The record is from the annotation of a GenBank genome assembly. NCBI's taxonomy places the organism in Eukaryota, Bacillariophyta, Bacillariophyceae, Naviculales, Naviculaceae.
AUGAUGGACGGGAUCUCCACAGCUCCGAUGCAACAAAAGCGCCGUGUUCUUGGGGAUGUCUCGAACGACCCACAGAAUCGGUUCAUCAAACGAAAGCAUUCGACAACCCCAUCCUCGGUCCACCAGCCCCUGAAGAAGAAGAAACCAACGUUGACCACAAAGCCAGAAACAUUCAGUGGAAAGCCGAUAGAAACCAAAGAGUCCAUCCUGACUUCUCUCGAGACACACAAGGGCAAAAAUACUUCUGCUGUUCUCACGAACGAUCCUUCCAGCAAGACGGAGCAUGACCCAUCGCCCAGCAACGACCCGGAAGACGACUACGUCGAAGACAUCUUCAAGAACUUGCGCGCUACUGAAACCUCCAUCCUUCCCUACAUGUCACUUCAACCUCAAGUUGACCGUGAAUCGCGAUCUGCUCUGGUGGAAUGGCUAUUGCACUAUGCCACACGACUGUCUCCCGAGACCUACUUCCUAGCCAUUGAUAUUCUAGAUCGGUUCCUGGCCAAGAGACGCAUCCGGGAGUCCAGCAUGGUUGUUACUGGGGUCGCUGCACUCUUGAUUGCCUUCAAGUACGAACAAGUCGGCUAUGUGCGUGUUCGACGGUUCCUUCGCGCCAUGGGAUUGAAAGCUUCCAUUACUUCGACCGAGUUGAUCCAACGGGAAACACUGAUUCUCGAGACCCUGAAAUACCGAAUUACCUUUCCAAGCCCCUACAGCUUUUUGGUCCGCUACCUACGAGUGGCUUCCCAAGCCAAUGAGGAACUAGCUCUUUCCGUCCUGACGCAGACGCUUCUCAGCUAUGAUCUUCGACGUCGAUUCAAGCCUAGUCAACUGGCUGCUGCCUCGGUCUUUUACGCCUUGGGGAAAGAACGAAAACGCUCCUGGUCUCUUGAUCUAGUCAUUUGCUCGCAGUAUCCUACAGUCGAAGUGAAUCGAAUCGCAAAAGCCAUUGUUGAGACUACGAAGAAGUCGGUUCCUCCAAAGAUCAAUGUUGCCAACAAGAACAAAGCCUAA